This is a messenger RNA of Apiotrichum porosum, 1059 nucleotides long. RefSeq names its product guanine nucleotide-binding protein subunit alpha (gene GPA1). Gene Ontology annotation, molecular function: GTPase activity; GTP binding; G-protein beta/gamma-subunit complex binding. The coding region runs from base 1 to 1059 and encodes 352 amino acids. Gene Ontology annotation, cellular component: heterotrimeric G-protein complex. Gene Ontology annotation, biological process: G protein-coupled receptor signaling pathway. The record is from RefSeq and is a predicted model, not a curated record. The transcript has 9 exons. Lineage: Eukaryota; Fungi; Basidiomycota; Tremellomycetes; Trichosporonales; Trichosporonaceae.
AUGGGCUGUACACAGUCUCACGAGGACGCGGAUGCCAAGGCCCGCAAUGCCGAGAUUGAGGAGCAGCUCAAGCGCGACCGCCAGAACAUGGCACGCGAGAUCAAGAUGCUUCUGCUCGGUGCCGGAGAGUCGGGCAAGUCGACCGUUCUGAAGCAGAUGCGACUCAUCUACAACAAGCCUUACGAUGCCGAGGAGAGGGAUAGCUACCGCGAGAUUGUCUACUCGAACACUGUCCAGUCGAUGCGCGUCCUCCUCGAGGGUGUGGCCCUCAUGGACCUGGACAUUUCAUCCAACAACAAGCCCCGCUGGGACAUGAUCAUGUCCGCGCCCGUCCUCAUCGAGGGCGACCGCUUCCCCCCCGCGCUCGCAGACUCUGUCAAGGGCCUUUGGAGCGACGAGGGUGUCCGCGCCGCCUUCAACCGUCGCAGUGAGCUCCAGCUCAACGACUCGGCACCAUACUACUUUGACGCAAUCAUGCGUAUCUCGCAGCCCAACUACAUGCCCACUGACCAGGACAUUCUGCGUGCACGUGUCAAGACAACCGGUAUUACCGAGACCCACUUCCAGAUCGGAGACCUCAAGUACAAGCUCUUCGAUGUCGGUGGCCAGCGUUCAGAGCGUCGCAAGUGGCUCGGCAUCUUUGAGUCAGUCACCGCUCUUGUCUUCUUGAUCGCCAUCAGCGAAUACGACCAGAAGCUGUACGAGGACGAGACCGUCAACCGUAUGCAGGAGGCCAUGACCCUGUUCGAGUCGGUCGCCAACUCGCGAUGGUUUAUCAAGACCUCGAUCAUCCUGUUCCUCAACAAGAUCGACCUCUUCCGCGCCAAGCUCCCCGUUUCCCCCCUCGCCAACACCUUCCCCGAGUACCGCGGCGGCGCCGACUACGACCAGGCAUGCGCGUUCCUGCUCGAGAAGUUUGUCGGCCUUAACCAGAACCCUUCAAAGUCGAUCUACGCUCACUACACCGACGCGACAGAUACCCGUGCGCUCGCUUUCGUUAUCAGUGCUAUCAACGACGUUAUUAUCCAAGUCAACCUCCGCGAGUGCGGUCUCCUUUAG